Messenger RNA from Cyclopterus lumpus (lumpfish), 1957 nucleotides. RefSeq names its product CD82 antigen-like. The record is from RefSeq and is a predicted model, not a curated record. Gene Ontology annotation, cellular component: membrane. Bases 181 to 948 code for a protein of 255 amino acids. The transcript is spliced from 9 exons. Lineage: Eukaryota; Metazoa; Chordata; Actinopteri; Perciformes; Cyclopteridae.
CCGCGCGCGCCUCCGUCUCCUGCUUCAGUUCGCAGACUCGCUGCUGCUGCUUUGUUGUGUCGAGCCGGAGGUCCCGCAGUCCGACCCGCAGUCCGCCCCGCAGUCCGCUCUCCACGCGCACAGGACCCCCAGAGGACCCGCACAGGACCCGCAGCUUCGAACCCCACAACAGCCGGCAUCAUGGGGAAAGGCUGCCUGACCGCGACCAAGUACUUCCUGUUCCUCUUCAACCUCAUCUUCUUUCUCUGCGGCGGCGUCAUCAUGGGCUUCGGUCUGUGGCUCCUGCUGGACAAUCAGAGCUUCAUCGUGGUCCUGAAUAACUCCACGGCUGUAAAGGUGGCGUGCUACAUCCUGAUUGGAGUCGGGGCCUUCUCCAUGCUCAUGGGCUUCCUCGGCUGCUUGGGGGCCAUCUAUGAGAUCCGCUGCCUGCUCGGCCUGUACUUCACCUGCCUCCUGCUGAUCCUCAUCGCUCAGGUGGCAGCCGGCACGCUCAUCUACUUCCAGAAGGAUGUGUUACACGAAGAGACGUCCAAGAUCGUCACCAAGGUGCUGGACGACUACCCCGGCAACAACUCCACCACGGAGCAGGCCUGGGACUUCAUCCAGAGGAAUAUGAUGUGCUGCGGCUGGACCGGCCGGCUGGACUGGAGCGGCAACAUGGUGAUCGUGAACAGCUCCCAGCUGCUGUUCCCCUGCUCCUGCCAGAACGUCUCGCUGGCCUCCGGGAACUUCUCCGACAGCGGCUUCUGCGAGGCUCAGACGGCCGACUGGCCCGUCUACGACGCGGGUUGCGCCGCCAGCGUGGAGAGCUGGCUCCUCACCAACAUCGGGGUGGUGCUGGGCAUCUGCUUCGGAGUGGCUCUGAUUGAGCUGCUGGGGAUGAUCUUGUCCAUCUGCUUGUGCAGGAACAUUCACACAGAAGAAUACACCAAAGUGCCCAAGUACUAACUGGUUGAACUGGUUGAACUGGUUGAACUGGGCAGAGAAAGAGAGGAAAUAAGAGGAAAAUAAUGCGUUUUUGUGUCCCUUCCCUGUAUUUUGUCCAAAUGUAAAAUAAUUAGUCUUUGCUUUAUAUUUUCGUUAGAUUAUUCUCCUUUUUUUGAGCACUUUAGAGACUCUUUGGAUCAGAGAGGCGUGCUGAACGUGUUUUUGAUUUUAAAUAUAUUUUAGAGGAACUCGUUGGCGUUCGGUGUGCAAGAGACGGAUUCAUCUGUAAAUGAUCACUUUGCGGUUUUUUAGGAAAAUCCACCGUGAGGUGUGUUUUUUUUUUUUUUAAAUUCUUUUUAAAUACACCAGCGUUUUGAGUUAUUGUGAAAUUAUUUUAGAACUUUUGUAUAUAAUUUUAGUUAUUUGUGUGAAUUUGAUUCCCAUAAAUUCUGCCAGGGUUUUUCUUGAGCAGCUGGUUUUAAAGUCAGUGGUUUGCUUGAUUUUUGUUCUGGAAAAUAAUAGAAAUAAUGAGAUACUAAAGAAGAUUUAUGAUGCUUGUUUUUUUUUUUUAAAGCAUCACUCCCAGUUUACAAUUGUCUUUGACGACAAGCGAGAGAACGUUUUUCCUUUUUUUUUUAAAGGUAGCUUUUAGUUUAUAUUUUAUCCACUUUAAUGAGGAAAAAAAACAGUUUAAGGAGUGAAAUAUGUGGAAAAGCGGACAAUUAUUUUGAAGCAGAAGACAUAUUUUUGGGGGGAGAUCCAUCUUGGAAAUUUGUUUAUAGAGGCAAAUCAUUUGAAAUUCAUUUAUGUACAAUUUUUAACUUUAAGCCGAGAUUUUGUGGUGUUUUUAUAAUGUACAAAAUCCACCUUUCUGUUUUUUUUCCUUUGAUGUACAGUGUAUGAAAAACAUCCCAAUAACCGUAUAAUAGUUUCUAAAACAGACGUUUGUCUCUAGACGGACUUCUGGUAGCUGGAUUAGUACGUUUGUAACAUUCAUUCUUUCAUUUUGCCAAUAAACUGAUUACAGCAG